Molecule: messenger RNA, 7951 nt
Organism: Salvelinus fontinalis (brook trout)
Lineage: Eukaryota; Metazoa; Chordata; Actinopteri; Salmoniformes; Salmonidae
Gene: cers4a
Product: ceramide synthase 4a
Exons: 11
Coding region: 69-1469 (466 amino acids)
Biological process (GO): ceramide biosynthetic process
Cellular component (GO): membrane
Molecular function (GO): sphingosine N-acyltransferase activity; DNA binding
Source: RefSeq, a predicted model, not a curated record
CUCUAACGAACCAUGGCGGAGUUAGUGCCUACAAAAAGACGCCAUUACUAUUGCUCUCUAUUGCCUAGAUGGGAAAAACGGGAAAAGCGCCAUAUUUACCGCCUUAUGUUCAGCGUGUUGAUGUGAGCGGGGCUUUCCCCGUGUUCGGUUUGAAGGAUACGUGGCGCGCGCCCGCCACAAACAGAGGCAGGUUGCGUCAAUCGGCUCCUGCUUGCUGGAUAACCGCUGUGACAACACUGUGCUCCCCAUCCCAUUACUCGAGAGUGGACAGGAUGGAAGGACUGCUGGACCAAUGGCUAUGGAAGGAGGAGUACUGGCUGCCUCCGGGGGUCACCUGGAAGGACAUAGAGAUCGAGGGGGACCGCUACCCUCUACCUCGGGACCUCUUCUACACCCUGCCGUUGGCUCUGGGCUUCAUCGUCCUGCGCUACGUCUUUGAGAGGGUCAUAGCCAUGCCACUAAGCAGACAGCUGGGGGUGAGAGACAGGGUGCGGGUUCGAGCCCUGCCUGUCCCAAAGCUGGAGACAUUUUACAAACAGAACAAACAGCAACCCUCACAGAGUGAGGUCCUGGGCCUGGGGAAGCAUUGUGGUCUCAGUCAGCGCCAGAUAGAAACGUGGUUCCGCCAACGCCGUAACCAAGACAGGCCGAGCAACACCAAGAAGUUCUGUGAAGCCUCUUGGAGGUUCGUUUUCUACCUCAUUGCAUUUGUAGCAGCGUUUGCCUCCCUGAUUGAUACCCCCUGGUUCUGGGACCACAGAGAGUGCUGGCAGGGCUACCCCAAACAACCUGUCGCUGAGGCUCACUACUGGUAUUACAUCACUGAACUGGGUUUCUAUUGGUCCCUGCUGCUCUGUGUCACUGUGGAUGUGAAGCGGAAGGAUUUCAAGGAACAGAUCAUCCACCACGUCGCUACCAUUUUGCUCAUCGGUUUCUCGUACUGUGCCAAUUAUGUGCGCGUUGGCACACUGGUGAUACUAGUCCAUGAUUCUUCAGACUUCCUCCUGGAGUCUGCCAAGAUGUUCAACUACGCUGGUUGGAGGAAGACAUGUGACACACUGUUUGUCAUCUUCGCCCUGGUCUUCCUGCUAACACGACUAGUGGUCUUCCCUGGCAGAAUAGUCCACUCCACCCUGGUUGUGUCCUUGGAUUUCUUCCAGCCUUUCUUUGGCUACUACUUCUUCAAUGCCCUGCUGUUGGUGCUGCAAGCUCUGCACAUCUUCUGGGCCUGGCUGAUCCUUCGCAUGGUCUACAAGUUUGUCUUUAUGGGCAAGGUGGAGAAAGACGAGCGCAGCGAUGAAGAAAGCGAGCCAGAGGAGGAAGAGGAGGCAGAGGAGGAAGAGGAGACUAGCUGGGAGCAAAGAAAGGGUGCACUCAAUUCCAAAUUGGCUUCGCUUGCCAACAAUUGUGUCCUGAACAACCUGACCAACCAGAGAAAUAUGAACAGCAGACUGCCCAAAGCCAGAUAGUACCACUCUCUUUUCGCACUAGGUUAAACUUAGAAUGUUUUCCUCUCCUUCCACAGUAUAUGCUGGUAAGAUAUAAUUAAUUUAUAUGGCUUACAUAUUACCAAUGGGGUCCAUUUAUGAUUUUAUGAACGGUUUCAGAUAAUACUUCACUACGUUUGGAGUACAUAACUGUUCACUGAGCUGUCAAAAUAAUGGUCUGGUCAAACAAGAACAACACUGGUUUUACUUUAAGUUUACUUUAAGAUGAAGUAUGUUUUUCUAGAUUUUAUAUUUAGAAUUGAUUUGUUUUUGUUUGGAUUGUGUGGAAAUAGUUAAAGACAUGAACUAAAAUCAAAUCAAAGUUUAUUGGUUGCGUACACCAAUUAGCAGAUGUUAUGGCAGGUGCAGCAAAAUGCUUGUGUUUCUAGCUGCAACAGUGCAGUAAUACCUAGCAAUACAAAAAACAAUACACACAUAAUCCAGAAAAAAAAUAAACAUUUUAUUUUAUUUUUUUAAUUAAAAAUGAUCUGAAUAUAUACAAACAGCACCAGUCAAAAGUUUGGACACACCUAUUCAAGUUUUUGUUGUUGUUUUGACUAUUUUCUACAUUGUAGAAUGAUAGUGAAGACAUCAAAACUAUGAAAUAAUACAUAUGGAAUCAUGUAGUAACCAAAAAAAAAUAUUACAAUUUUUUGAUUCUUCAAACUAGCCACCCUUUGCCUUGAUGACAGCUUUGAACAAUCUUGGCAUUCUCUCAACCAGCUUCAUGAGGAAUGCUUUUCCAACAGUCUUGAAGGACUUCCCACAUAUGCUGAGCACUUGUUGGCUGCUUUUCCUUCACUCUGCGGUCCAACUCAUCCCGAACCAUCUCAAUUGGGUUGAGGUUGGGUGAUUGUGGAGGCCAGGUCAUCUGAUGCAGCACACCAUCACUCUCCUUCUUGGUCAAAUAGCCUGAAGAUGUAUUUUAGGUUGAAAAACAAAUGAUAGUCUCACUAAGCGCAAACCAGAUGGGAUGGUGUAUCGCUGCAGAAUGCUGUGGUAGCCGUGCUGGUUAAGUGUGCCUUGAAUUCUAAAUAAUUCACUGACAGUGUCACGAACAAAACACCCCCACACCAUUACACCUCCUCCUCCUUGCUUCACGGUGGGAACCAUACAUGCGGAGAUCAUCUGUUCACCUACUCUGCAUCUCACAAAGACAAGGCGGUUGGAACCAAAAAUUACAAAUUUGGACUCAUCAGACCAAAGGACAGAUUUCCACUGGUCUAAUGUCCAAUGCUUGUGUUUCUUGGCCCAAGCAAGUCUCUUCUUCUUAUUGAUGUCCUUUAGUAGUGGUUUCUUUGCAUCAAUUCGACCAUGAAGGCCUGAUUCACACAGUCUCCUCUGAACAGUUGAUGUUGAGAUGUGUCUGUUACUUGAACUCUGUGAAGCCUUUAUUUGGGCUGCAAUCUGAGGUGCAGUUAACUCUAAUGAACUUAUCCUCUGCAGCAGAGGUAAUUCUGGGUCUUCCUUUCCUGUAGCGGUCCUCAUGAGAGCCAGUUUCAUCAUAGCUCUUGAUGGUUUUUGCGACUGCACAUUUUCCGGAUUAACUGACCUUCAUGUCUUAAAGUAAUGAUGGACUGUCGUUUCUCUUUGUUUAUUUGAGCUGUUCUUGCCAUAAUAUAGACUUGGUCUUUACCAAAUAGGGCUAUCUUCUGUAUACCACCCCUAUCUUGUCACAACACAACUGAUUGGCUCAAACGCAUUAAGAAGGAAAGAAAUUCCACAAAUACAAUUUUAACAAGGCACACCUGUUAAUUGAAAGGCAUUUCAGGUGACCACCUCAUGAAGCUGGUUGAGAGAAUGCCAAGAGUGUGCAAAGCUGUCAUCAAGGCAAAGGGUGGCUACUUUGAAGAAUCUAAAAUAUUAAAUAUAUAUUGAUUUGUUUAAUGCUGUUUUUGGUUACUACAUGGUUCCAUAUGUGUUAUUUCAUCGUUUUGAUGUCUUCCCUAUUAUUCUACAAUGUAGAAAAUAGUAAAAAUAAAGAAAAACCCUUGAAUGAGUAGGUAUAUGAAUAGAAAGGUGUGUACAGCAGUAGUUAUAUUAAUGAGCUAUGUGUAGAAUACAGUAUAUAGAUACAGUGUAUAAAGUGGGUGAAACAGUGUGUAAACAUUAUGAAAGUGACCAGCGUUCAAUGACUCUGUACAUAGGGCAGCAGUUUCUUAAGGUGCAGGGUAGAGUACCGAGUGGUAGCCGGCUGCAACAGUGAUUAAGGUUCAGGACAGGGUCCUGGGCGGAGGCCGGCUAGUGGUGACUGUUUAAUAACAGUCUGAUGGCCUGGAGAUAAAAGCUGUUUCUCAGUCUCUCGGUCCCAGCUUUGAUGCACCUGUACUGUCUUCACCUUAUAGAUCGUAGCUGGAUGAACAGUUGGGUCCUUGAGGAUCUUUUAGGCCUUCUUGUGACACCAGGUGGUGUAUAUGUCCUGGAGGGCAGGCAGUGUGCUCCCGGUGAUGCAUUGGGCUAACCGCACCACCCUGGAGAGCCCUGAGGUUGCGGACGGUGCAAUUGCCGUACCAGGCAGUGAUACACACCGACAGGAUUUAGAUUUUGUUCAUUUAUUUAACCUUUAUUUAACUAGGCAAGUCAGUUAAAAACAAAUUCUUAUUUACAAUGAUGGCUUACCCCAGCCAAACCGUACCCCAGACGAUGCUGGGCCAAUUGUGUGCCGCCUUAUGGGACUCCCAAUCACGGCUGGUUUUGAUACAGCCUGGAUUCGAACCAGAGUCUGUAGUGACACCUCUAGCAAUGAGACGCAGUGCCUUAGACCACUGCCCCACUCGGGAGCCCAGGAUGCUCUCAAUGGUGCAUCUGUAGAAGUUUGCGAGGUUCUUCGGGGCCAAGACAAAUCUCUUCAGCCACCUGAAGUUGAAGAGGUGGUAUUGCUCCUUCUUCACGACGCUGUUUGUGUGAAGGGACCAUUUCAGGCUGUCAGUGGUGUGCACGCCGAGGAAUUUGAAGCUUUUGACCCUCUCCACUGCGGCCCGUUGAUGUGGAUGGGGGCGUGCCCUCUCUGCUGUCUCCUGUAGUCCACGAUCAGCUCCUUAGUUUUGAUGACUUUGAGGGAGAGGUUAUUUUCCUAGCACCACUCCGCCAGGGCUCUCACCUCCUCCCUGUAGGCUGUCUCAUCAUUGUUGGUAAUCAGGCCCACCACUGUUGUGUCGUCAUCAAACUUGAUGAUUGAGUUGGAGGCGUCUGUGGCAACGGAGUCAUGGGUGAACAGGGAGUACAGGAGGGGGCUGAGUACGCACCCAUGUGGGGCCCCCGUGUUGAGGAUCAGCUUGACAGAGGUGUUGUUGCCUACCCUCACCACCUGGGGUCGGCCCGUCAGGAAUUUCAGGACCCAGUUGCAAAGGGAGGGCCCUGAGCUUAGUGUUGGGCACAAUAUUGUUGAAGGCUGAGCUGUAGUCGAUUAACAGCAUUCUUACAUAGGUAUUUUUCUUGUCCAGAUGGGAUAGGGCAGUGUGCAGUGCAAUGGCGAUUAACUCUGGUACAGUCAAAGGGUGCAUUCUUAUAUUGCCUCCAGUGUGUCAGAGUGCGCUCUGGGUCGUACGUAAAUUCAGAGCGUUAUCAGAUUGUCAGUUCGUAAAUUCAGAGUGUUUCGCUCUCGGAGCGUUCAGAGCGCACACUGGAUACUCUGGCCGAGGAGUAGGGUUGAUCCGAGUGUUCUGACCUCAACCGCAGUCAAGCACCCAAGCUAACUGACUAACGUUGGCUAGCUUGCUAGCUACUUCCAGACACAAAUGAGAGAACACUUCACUCUGACCAUUCUACUCGCCCUAGCAGAGCUGGUUAGGCUGUUUUCAUGUUAUCCAGAGCGUUGGUGACUGUAACAAGUGUGUCAAUUCUUCCCUGGAUAAUUUAUCCCUGGAUUUUAUUUUUAAUGAAUUUUAAUUUUUUUACAAAACCCAGAUUAAUCUAUGGAAUUCUUAUUCGUUAUAUCAACCACUGUGGCACUAAUAACACAUGUAAGAUAAUAGAUUUUGGAUAAAAUAAUUUAUUUAUUGAACAAUUAGCUUUUUAUUCAAAUUAAGGAUAUCAUAGGCAACAGUAUGACAGCCUCUAGAUUGAAAUGUGCAGAUAAUAUAGCUUUGUAGCUGAUCGUUUUUAAUCAGACAAUUUUGUCUGUGGAAGCUAAUACAUAUUUCCCAAAAGUACUCCAAAUUGUAGAGGAUUGAAUUGGUCAUAUUACUCUUGUUGGAAUGGUGAUAGCGCCCUCUAGCGAAGAUUUGUUAGGAAAGGGUCCCAAGUAGAAAUUGCUAUAGGAUUGCAGGUGACAAACACAAAACGGACCUUAGAUCAGUAUCUUGGGCUAACUACUCCUGCUCCCUUAUAAAACAUUUUACAAGUAAAGCCUUGGGGAAAAAAUAUGAUGUGUUUUUCUAUAAUCAAUGUGACAGUAGAGAAGAUCUUGCAGCAUGUUUCUCCACAAGGUGUUUUACUCUGUGCUACUGAACUUUGUUAUUUUGUGCCUUGGCUGCUAUUUUUUUUGUACUUUUUCUGUCACAAGCACUUAUUAUGUAGCUCUAUGUAUUAGUAUAGCUUUACAAACUAUUUGUAAAAAUCUUCACUUGCUGCUCUUGUUCAAAGGGUUUUUAUUGAGAAUCUGGACAGCCAUCCAGUGCCUAGGUACAGCUGUUGGAGCUUAAUUUGAGCCAGUUUGCUACAGCAGGAAAAUAAUCCUGCAGCAAUAGGAAAUGUAAAUUAUUAUGUGGAUUAUAAUUAUAUAAUUAUAAUAUUAAUGGACAUUUUUAAAAGGGUUGAUACAUUUUUCUUAAGUGAAAAUCAAGUCUGAAAUUUCAAAGUGGAAAUUACAAACUUCAGAAGCCUUUUUAAACCUAAAAUAAACAACAAGUUUUAAAUGUUGCAUGUCAUUGCGCUUUCACUCUCUCUCUCUCUCUCAAAUCAAAUUCUUGAUACACAUAGAAAACUGUUGAGCGUGAAAAACCCAGCAGCGUUGCAGUUCUUGACACACUCAAACCGGUGCGCUUGGCACCUACUACCAUAUCCCGUUCAAAGGCCGUUAAAUAUUUUGUCUGCCCAUUCACCCUCUGAAUGGCACACAUACACAAUCCAUGUCUCAAUUGCCUCAAGGCUUAAACAUCCUUCUUUAACCUGUCUCCUCCCCUUCAUCUACACUGAUUUAAGAGGAAUUAACAGUUGACAUCAAUAAGGGAUCAUAGCUUUCACCUGGAUUCACCUGGUCUGUCUGUGUCAUGGAAAGAGCAGGUGUUCCUAAUGUUUUGUACACUCAGUGCAUAGUCUUGUGAGUGUGCAUAGAGUCAGUGCAAGAUAGGGUUAGUGCAGAUAAUUAAGGGUUCCCCGGACUAACUAUUUAGCAGUCUUAUGGCUAGAAGCUGUCUCGGAAACUGUUGGUCCGAGAGCCGAUGUUCCGGUACCGUUUGACCGACGGUAACAGGGUGAACAGACUAUAGCUAGAGUCUUCAUACAUUUUUCGGGCCUCCACUGUGUCUACUGAGCUGUUGGGCUUGCCCUGCAAACUCAUUGGAUAACGCUGAGCAGGAGGCCUCUUGCUAGCUGUCACUCAAAUGGGGCAUAGCACAGCUUCAAGAAAACAGUCGUUUUAGGGAUUUCAUUGCUAAUUGAGGUAAUUCUGCUCAUCCAUUAUGCAUGUAUGAACUACACAUUGACACAUCCAGCCCAAAGCAGGAGGUUUAAACAAUUAUUUUUUAGUCGUCAAAGUAGCGGAGCAUGUCUUUAAGAUCUUACAUCUUUAGGAGAGCCAUGUAAUGUAACCAUGCUGAUGGGUACCCUCAAAAUGUGAGAAUGUUUUUGGUUCUGUCUAAAUCUAUACGUAUGGAAUAAUGUCUGGAUCAAUACAAAUUUACUAUUCAUAUAACUGACAUGCACUUUUGCAAAAAAUAUGUCUAGUUUGAAGUGUGGCAAAUCGUUCUUGCACUGAAAGCAUGAUAUUACUGUGCAAGAUGGGGGCUUGAAAUUAAGUGUAAUUUUCUUUCGCCCAGAGAUGUCAAUCACAACCAUCUCUAUCUGUCUCACACUGAAAUACACUAACUAGCACGGUGCCAGAUCUGUAUGUGCUUGAUGUGUAUCAGGCAAAUGACAAUGAGGAUCAGAUGAGUUGACUAAAGCACAUAUGGACCACGGUAGGAACACACUACUUUGUUACCAGGGUCCGUGUGCCUCACUCUCUGUACUAUUGUCUCCAGUAUGGCACGUUCACACUGAGUGUCUGUGGAUUUUUAUCUGUGGUCUGUUUCUAGAGCACCAAAAGGGCUGAUACACUCAAUUACUCACUUUAAUCAUGAUUAUUGGAUGUUUCUUUUAUUAAAAGUUCAACUAUUGCAACAAGAGAAAUGCCAGGGUCAUCAUGUCAAUAACAUUUGACUGGUCUUUUUGUUCUGCGUAUCAUGAAUGCACACACCCCAUAAGUUUGUUCACUCUGUGGCCAGUUCAACACAAUCAAUAAAUGACUUUUAUUGAACUAUUGA